AUGCUCCCCGAGGAGCGCAAGGAGGGCAGCCCCCGCUUCGGGAAGCUCCACUUCCCUGUGGGGCUCUGGAUCAACUCCCCCAAGAAGCGCUUGGCCAAGAUGAGCCGGCGCUGGCCCAGCGCUGGAUCCGUGCGAUCCACCUCCUCGGACACGGCGAGCCGCGGCAGCGAGCCCUUGGAGCUGCGCCCGGCCUGCAAAGCCAAAGCCUCGCGCCACAAGCGCCUCUCCAACCUCUUCCAUCGCUCCGGCGCCGCCGGCACCGGCGCCCGUUGGCUCAGCGACAAGAAACUGGAGGAGUUGGUGGCUCCGGAGCGGGGCGGGGGGGGGGACCCCUCGGCAUCACCGCGCCAGCUCCCCGGCGUCCUCAAGGUCUUCGGGGGGAACCUCUCCCGCGGGGCCAACUACAAGAGCGUGCUGGCGACGGCGCGGUCCACGGCGCGGGAGCUGGUGUGGGAGGCGCUGGAGCGCUACGGCUUGGCCCCGGAUGACGGCGUCCUCAGGGAAUACGUGCUCUGUGACGUGGUGGGCAGGCCCAUGGGGGCCGGCGGGGGGUGGGUCAUGGAGCACCUGAGGCCCAUAGGGGACUCCGAGCGGCCGCUGGUGCUCCAGGACGUGUGGAAGCCCAAGAGCGGGUGCUCGAGGCGGUUCGAGAUCCGGCGGCGCCAGGAGGUGGAGAGCUUCUUCCAGGAGGAGGCUGGGGAGGGAGGAGGGCCCUCAUCCCAGACCCGGCGCCUGCAGCGCAACCGCUCCCGUGCGGCCUCGGGGGGCCCGGCCCCCCCCAAGGAGCGCUCCGAGAACCUCUCCCUGCGCCGCAGCAUCAGCGACAUGAACCUGAGCACCCGGCGCCGCAGGGACCGCAAGGCCGUGCUCAGCGUGGCCGGGGGGGACCCCACCACCCCCGCCCCCCCCCCGGGGCCCCCCCCAACCGACGGGACCCCCCCGACCCCCGGCCCCGAUGGAGCCGCUGCAGGGGGGGGUGAGGAGGAGGAGGAGGAGGAGGGAGGGGGGGACGGCACCAGCCUGGAGCAGCUCUCGCAGUGCCUCAUCCAGCCCCCCCAGCAUCACCCCUACUUCCUGCUGCUGCAGGGCUAUGGCAAGCAGGACUUUGUGCUCUACGUCAUGACUCGCUCCCAGCACAUCUUCGGGCGCCGGGGCCCCCCCGACCGCCCCCCCCAGGGGUCCCCCCCUUCCAUUGACACCUUCCUCAACGCCCCGGACAUCCUCCCCCGCCACUGCCUCGUACGGGCCCCCCCGGGGGUCCCUGCCACCGUGCGCCCCUACCGGGGGGCCCCCAUGACCCAUAAUGGGGUCCCUCUGUUCCGCCGGGCCCCAUUGAAACCCGGGGACCUGCUGGGGCUGGGGGAGCACUUCCUGUUGCUCUAUAAGGACCCCCGGGGGGGGGCCCCCCAAGAGCAGAGCCCCCCCUGGCUGGGGGCGCUGCGCUGCGAGGGCUGCAGUACCGGCAGGGGCCGCAGGGAGGCGCUGCGGUACCGGGCGGAGCACGAGGAGCGGCUCCUGCGGGAGAUCGUGCGGGAGCCCUGGGGUGCGGGGGGGGCCCCGCAGGGGAUGGGGGUCCUGGCCCCCGCUUUCCUGCUGGGGCUCUGCAUGGAGCACGCGUGGGGAGCGUUCCCCCCCCAGCACCUCCCGAGGCUGCUGAUGAGGAUCGCGGGGCUGGUGAAGGAGGAAGUUUGG
Messenger RNA from Neopsephotus bourkii (Bourke's parrot), 1692 nucleotides. It is a transcript of the gene RASIP1, whose product is annotated as Ras interacting protein 1. Gene Ontology annotation, molecular function: GTPase binding. Gene Ontology annotation, biological process: negative regulation of Rho protein signal transduction; signal transduction; angiogenesis. The record is from RefSeq and is a predicted model, not a curated record. The transcript has 4 exons. NCBI's taxonomy places the organism in Eukaryota, Metazoa, Chordata, Aves, Psittaciformes, Psittacidae. Gene Ontology annotation, cellular component: cell-cell junction. The annotation marks the transcript as partial.